AAUAGAAAGCCUAAAAAGGCGUCCACACCACCAAGUUGUGCCAAAAUACUGUCCCUUGCUCCCCCGGCUUGCCUUUAUUCUUUACCAGCAGCCACGUUAAAUAGAUUACAAGGGAUUCCUCUUAUCAAAGACCUGCACGAGAGAGGAUAUUUAAGGAUCAGCCUGGAAUAACACAGCAGACGCUAAUUAAUACAAGUUUGCUCUGUGGAGUGGAGCAGCACAAAGAGUCACACAGUGGCUCAGACCUCCCCCCAGCAGCAUCCCCUUGCCGCCAUGUCACUUCGCCUCCUGCCCGCCAUCAUCAUGGAUAAUGACGAGGACGACGACGGCAACUUCACCAAGUGGAUGAGCAGCUACUGGGGCCACGGGGCGGAAGGAAGACAGUCCCGGGACAGGAAGCGCAGCUUUAACAGACCCGCACGGACCAAAGUGGACCGAAGAGCAUCACUUCCCACCGUGUCACAAUUAGACGCCAUGAAGCUCAACCGGCUGCAUGCGGCCACGAUGGCGUCGGCCCCCAGCCACCUGAAGAGCAGGGAAGAUAAGGGUGAGGUCAGGCCCCACCCGAGAGCUCGCAGGGCCUCCUCGGACGGCAACGGACGCUCCAAGUCGGCUGUCCCGGAGAACCGCAUCAGCACCAUCCCAGAACUGACGGAAUCCUUUGAGAAGAGACUCUGUCUCCGGGAUAAACGCACAAUAUCACUGGUGAGCACAGCACAGAAUGAUGAUGACAAUUUGUGUGUGAUCUGCCAUGACAACAUGUGCAAAAGUGGGGGAGCCGUUCAAGAACUGCACUGUGCUCAUGCGUUCCACAAAGAGGUACAACUAUUACUAUUUAUGAUUACUAUUUUGAUUGAAGUUACUCCCUUUACAGUUCCUCUGUACCAUCACCUUCACUUUUAUUUGUUAUACUGUCACGUUUACUACAAUCACAUGGCAGUCAUUCCUGGUGUAAAAACACUGGAGUCAUCAUUUAAGCUCCUGGUGCAAAAACAUUGGAGUCGAUGAGCCCUGGUUUGAAAAAAAUUGAGUAAUUUCUUCACCUGCAUGAUGAGUCCUGGUGUGAAAAUGUUGAGUCACCCCUUGACAUGCAUGACAAGUCCUGGUGUGAAAACAUGCGAGUCAUUCUUUCACCUGUAUGACCAGUCCUGGUAUGUAAACAUGCAAGCUGAUGUUUCCUGGUGUGUAUACAUUAGAGUCAUUAUGUUACCUGCAUGAUGAGUCUGGUAUAAAAAUAUGGGGGUCAGUUGUUCGCAUGCAUGUCAUCAUUUAAGCUCCUGGUGCAAAAACAUUGGAGUCGAUGAGUCCUGGUUUGAAAAUGUUGAGUCACCCCUUGACAUGCAUGACAAGUCCUGGUAUGAAAACAUUUCAGUCAUUUCUUCACUUGCAUGAUGGUUCCUGGUAUGAAAACGUGUGUCACAUCAAGAGCAUGACAAGUCCUGGUAUGAAGACGUAUGAAGAGUCAUUCCUGGUGUGAAAACAUGGCAGUCAUCACUGUACCUGCAUGAUGAGUCCUGGUCUGGAAACAUUCAAUGAGCCCCGGUGUAAAUAAUGUAAAUCAUUCCUGCACGAGUCCUUGUAUGAAAACAUGUGAGUCACUCCUUCACAAACAUGACAAGUCCUGGUACGAAUACAUCUGAAUCAUUACUGGUGUGAAAACAUGCCAGUCAUUGCUUCACCUGCAUGAUGAGUACUGGUGUGAAAACAUUUGAAUGGUUGAGUCCUGGUAUAAAAACACGUGAGUCCAUUCCAAGUCAUGGUGUAAAAAUAUGGGAGUCAUUUCAUCACCUGCAUGACGAGUCCUGGUGUGAACACAUCUGAGUUGAUGGGUCCUGGUGUGAACACAUGGCAUUUAUGAGUCUUGGUAUGAAAACAACGCUCACUGAUGUGGUUCAUCAUGUCCGAGCAGUGUCGACCACGCAGCAGCAGCGAGGCGGCGUGCCUGGUGCGGAGACUCUUGAGCGGUAGGAGGAGGUCGGCGGAUGAGCCCAUCACCACGGAAGAGCAGCAGCACACGUUCCGCCGUCAGCUGUCCCUGCGGAGACAUCGCUGAUGUCACUAAGUGGGAGGGACCACAUCCUGGACUGUAUAUUAAUUUUAUGACUUUUGAUUCUAACCUUCACACUCUCAUGUUGGAUUACUAUUGGGCUGUUUUUAUUAUUGGAAUGUUGCUGUGAAUAUAUGAAUGCAUGACGUUAUGUAUGUAGUUCACUCAAGCAGUUUCUUUGGAUAAAUUGUCACGUGAUGCAAGGUGUCCUUAUUGCACGUGGCUGCACCUAUACUGUGAUUUUACAUUCUUUCAAGUGUGCAACCCAACCCAACCUAUACCUAAUAAAGUGGCUGUAUAUUUGUAUUAGAAUUCAUUCAUCUCAUAGAAAAUAUGAAUUCACUUGUCUUGUGUAUGUCAUUUAUAUAUUUGAAAAUA
This is a messenger RNA of Doryrhamphus excisus (bluestripe pipefish), 2425 nucleotides long. The record is from RefSeq and is a predicted model, not a curated record. NCBI's taxonomy places the organism in Eukaryota, Metazoa, Chordata, Actinopteri, Syngnathiformes, Syngnathidae.